AUGAAGACAGCACACAUCAGAGGACUCUGUCGUCGAAUCCCCCAGGCUGCCCCACAGCGAUGCUACUCCGCUGUGCCAACACAGACCCCGAGCAAGAUCGGAGUGUAUGCGUUUGGCAGAUACGCGUACUACGACGCCGUGGUUGCCAUUGCGGACCUGAACAUCGUCCGCACGGACGCAUACUACAUUGCAAGACAGAGAGCCAGACUAGAGCAGAGGGAGGACGUGCACAUGCGGCCCGAGGACACGGUCGCCGGGGCGUCGGACACGAAGUCGCAUGUGUUCGACCCGAGGGCCGGAACCAAGGCUCCCAGCUUUGAACAGGUGUUCGGGGGGUCGUCCAAGACGGCCACACAGUCGUCCCGUCGAGACUUGUCGUACAGAAACAAGCACAAGCUCAUUGCCGGCGUCAAGGUGCCUGCCCGGCCUAUCGACCCGGACAACUGCUGCAUGAGCGGAUGCGUCAACUGCGUGUGGGAGUUGUUCAACGAGGACCUUGAGGAGUGGCGACACAAGCGACUGCAGGCCGCCCGCCGGUUGAUGGCGCAGAACGACCAGGGCGGGUUGGGCGCCAAGGGCAAGGUGGAGGUGUGGCCACGCGACUGGGAGCUGCCUCCCCGGAUCCUGGACGCCAAGUUCGUCUCUUCAGACCUCCGGGCACACAUCGAGAAGAACAAAGGCAAGAUGGACGACCCGGACGAGGUCAAGGGCAUGCCUGUCGGGCUCCAGGUUUUUGCCAUGUUCGAGAAGAAGAAGAAGGAGCAGCGCAAGAACAAGUGGGAGAAGUCCAUGGACAAGGCCUCCCAUGCCACCUCCGUCGAGCAGCCGCUCAAGCCCUCCGACCACUCUUCCGCCACGGUUUAG
Molecule: messenger RNA, 864 nt
Organism: Pichia membranifaciens NRRL Y-2026
Lineage: Eukaryota; Fungi; Ascomycota; Pichiomycetes; Pichiales; Pichiaceae
Exons: 1
Coding region: 1-864 (287 amino acids)
Cellular component (GO): mitochondrion
Source: RefSeq, a predicted model, not a curated record